Messenger RNA from Colletotrichum karsti, 1731 nucleotides. RefSeq lists its product as uncharacterized. Lineage: Eukaryota; Fungi; Ascomycota; Sordariomycetes; Glomerellales; Glomerellaceae. Gene Ontology annotation, cellular component: cytoplasm; SBF transcription complex. The transcript is spliced from 2 exons. Gene Ontology annotation, molecular function: transcription coregulator activity. The record is from RefSeq and is a predicted model, not a curated record. The coding region runs from base 1 to 1731 and encodes 576 amino acids.
AUGGACUCUGCUUCCAUCCCUCCCCGGCGUGGCCACCUGUUCGAAUCCGACCGAGAUCUGUUCAACAUGCACCCACGAGCAGACGUUUCUCAGGCGAGGUUAUUACCCGACACUUCGGUCCGCCAUACCCUGCCUACACCGGCCAGGCCGCAGACCACCACCACAACCACCACCACUGCCGACGCGCUUCCCAGCGACGCCGCCCCAUCAACCUCGGCCGACGCGACUGCGAACAUCCAAAACAACCUCAACCACCAAAGCCACGCUCAGCACCAACAUUUCCAACCUCCCUCACAACCGGUCAGUAACGUUCGCACAGUAGACGCCCGUCCGACGGCGAGAGAACCCAUUGCACCCCCCGCGUCCUCGCAAAUCCACCCCGCCGCCGCCCGACCGACCCCCUCCGUCCAUUCGCAAGAUUCCAACUUGUCCGCCGAGUCCGAUAACGUCUUUACCCCGCCGGCGAGUCAAGGCGAGAUGCCCGGCGCCAAUACCAACGGCCACACCUCAAGCCAAGAGUCCCAAUUACUCCAGCUGUCGCAUAUCGCCGCCGCCCAGGACAAGUUGGCCGAGAAUGACGCCGCUGCCACUUCGCGGAAGCGCAUGGCCGACGGCAUGGUCAAGGAAGACACCUCCCCCGUCCGCAUAGGUCACUCUCGGAAUACGAGCACCGUGAGUAUGGCUUCGACCGCGGCCAGCAGCGUCGGUGAUUGGUCCAGUGACCUCAAGACGCGUCUCUCCUACGCAAUGCUCAAGGUGAACCACGGCUGGCAGUCUCACUCGAUAGACGAGGUCGAGUCCAUGGCCUCUCAAGCCGCCUCGCCCACCUCGAGCCAUUCCACAUUACACGGCCGCCAAGAAUUGUCCGCAAGUCCUCGCGCCAACAUUGCUCGCUAUCAGCCUGCCAGCGCGGCCACCACUGCCACUUCCGGUCCAAGUCCCGCGACGUAUGAAGCUUUCUGGAAAGAAGGCCAAAGGUCAACCCAAACAUCGCUCUCGCCGCCAGCUCCUCAAAAUGCUCCCACACUUGCGCCUCCGGCUCCCAUUCAACCGUCAAGGCCAGGACCCUCUCUCAACCCUCGCCGCAACUCAAAUCCGCGCUACACACCAACCCUUCUCUCACAUUCACACAGCGCCUCGCCGCACACUCCUGGACAGCAACCCUCGAGCGGGACGCCGCUACAGAGGCUAGGCAGGGCACCCAUCGACCCCAUCCUCUUCUCCCCUCACCAGAACGUCAGAGAGCAAGACGCCAUCGAGUCCCUCAUCUUCAUGAGCAGCCCCGGGAACUCGGCCAACAUGAAGCACAACUACUCCCAGUCCGUGGCUUCAAACCUGCCCGGUCGCCACGCGUUGCCGAACUCACAACCUCGCAAGAGCUUACCCACACAACGACCCGCGCAGCAGAAAAGGGUCGGCUUCGAGAAAAGCCCCGGCGGCAUGACCACGGUGAGCGACAUGGACGUGGACAUGGACUCGCCCCAGUCGCGUGGUCCCGUGAGGAGGCGCGUCCAGGGCAGCGCCAGCUUCUCGGCCGGCAGCACCCUCCGGCCGCAGCUGUCGCUUCCGGCGGCUCUGGGCAGUACGUCAAGGCCCCGGCCACGCUUGGCGGACGCCGACAUCGAGCGCAUGAUCGACCAGGUGGCUCAAGCCGGCGACAGUUCGGACGAUGACGACGGCGAGAUCCAGAUCCCGGGGAGGAGUAGACCAGAAGGGUCCGUGGGGGUCUGA